AUGACCACUAACGCUCCACACACGCUCAUAGGGAGCGGUGCCACUGACUGCGAGACGGCACUGCUCAACUUGCCUUCCAACUCACAAAUGGACCAAGGAACAGCAGUGAAUGUGAUGGAAACUACUAGUUACAUAAAAUACACUGAGUUGUAUUCACCCAUUGUGAUUGAUGAUCAAGAGGAUAAAGAAGUUAAAGGUGUGGACAGUUCCAAUAAAAGCCAUGAUACUCCAAAAGCAUCAGAGGUGGAACAGCUGUCUGCUUCAGAUAUAAUACAACAUCUGACACUCCGGAUCGACCAUAAACAUGUCAACAGAUUUAACAUCUAUGAAGAUAUAGGGAAAGUGCUACGAGAGAUUCUAAAUGCACCGUCCCUGGAGAAUCUGCGAGACCUGCUGGCAGAGAACAGUGCUGUGUUGCAAACUGCAGGAUAUUUCAGACAUGUCAAGGCACUGGAGGAAAAAGACAAAAUUGUGAAGGACUACAUGUGGUGGUACAUCAUCGACAGGAACCAUGUUUCAAUUGAAAGAUUUAAAGCCGGGCUCGCCAGUUUGCAGUUUUUGACAGCUCUACAGCAGCAUCCCACGAUUCUGACCCAUACUACCUACUUGAUUGUGAAGAAGACAGUUCGGUGUCUCUUGAGGAGCUCUUCAUGUUUGCCACAGGUGUACCAUGCGUGCCUCCAGCAGGAAUUGAUCUAA
Messenger RNA from Knipowitschia caucasica, 699 nucleotides. The record is from the annotation of a GenBank genome assembly. Lineage: Eukaryota; Metazoa; Chordata; Actinopteri; Gobiiformes; Gobiidae.